Aedes aegypti (yellow fever mosquito) is the source of this 1197-nucleotide messenger RNA. RefSeq names its product cytosolic Fe-S cluster assembly factor NUBP1 homolog (gene Nubp1). The transcript has a single exon. Gene Ontology annotation, biological process: iron-sulfur cluster assembly. The record is from RefSeq and is a predicted model, not a curated record. Gene Ontology annotation, molecular function: ATP-dependent FeS chaperone activity; ATP binding; 4 iron, 4 sulfur cluster binding. Bases 175 to 1134 code for a protein of 319 amino acids. NCBI's taxonomy places the organism in Eukaryota, Metazoa, Arthropoda, Insecta, Diptera, Culicidae. Gene Ontology annotation, cellular component: cytosol.
UGACAACUCGGAAGGCUGCCGAAGUCAAAACAGCUGAUUUCAUUCAUCGUUUUUCGUCUCCGUUCGGUGUUGUUGUUUAUUCACAAGUGUUGUUCCAGCAACAUAAAAGUUUAUCGCGAAAUUCGUACGUGAAUCACCCGAGAUCCCAAUCGGUGCUUGUUAUUUUGUGCAGUCAUGAGUGCACCGGAAGUGGAAAACAAACCAGCGGACGCCCCGGAACACUGUCCGGGAACGGAGAGCGAAAACGCAGGCAAGGCUUCCGCUUGUGCCGGCUGUCCGAAUCAGCAGAUAUGUGCUACUGGUCCGAAGGGACCGGAUCCUUCGAUUGCACUGGUGAAGGAAAAGCUGAAGGAGGUUCGUAAUAAGAUUCUGGUGCUGUCGGGGAAAGGAGGUGUUGGAAAGAGUACGGUGACGGCCCUGUUGAGUCGAGCGAUGGCACAGCUAAAUCCGGAACGUAACUAUGGGGUGUUGGAUGUGGACAUUUGUGGACCAUCGCAGCCGCGAGUUUUGGGAGUGCUGGGCGAGCAAGUGCAUCAGUCCGGAUCCGGGUGGUCUCCGGUCUAUGUGGAGGACAAUUUGAGCCUGAUGUCGAUUGGGUUUCUGCUGGGAAGUCCGGAUGAUGCGAUUAUUUGGCGUGGUCCGAAGAAGAACGGCAUGAUUCGGCAGUUUUUGACCGAGGUCGAUUGGGGACAGUUGGAUUAUUUGGUGCUGGACACGCCACCGGGAACGUCCGAUGAGCACCUGUCGGCGACCACGUUCCUGAAAGAGACAGACGGAAACUGGGGAGCGGUGCUUGUGACGACACCUCAGGAAGUGGCCCUGCUAGAUGUGCGGAAAGAAAUUACGUUCUGCAAGAAGAUGGGAAUUCCGGUGGUAGGAGUGGUGGAGAAUAUGUCGGUAUUUGUGUGCCCCAAGUGCACGACAGAGUCGGACAUAUUUCCAGCCAAGACGGGAGGCGCGGAGAAGAUGUGUGAAGAGAUGGAAGUUGCCUAUCUGGGUAAGUUGCCGCUGGAUCCGAGAUUGGCCAAGUGCUGCGACGAAGGGAAAGAUUUCAUAACGGAGCAUUCCAAAAGUCCAACGGUAAUUGCGCUGCACCAGAUUGUAGCCAAGGUGCAGGAUUUCUUCGACAAGUAAGUGUGGUUUUUAAUACCCAUUUUAUCGUUAUAUAAAUUUCCAUGUAAAGAUUCUUGUAAAACA